CGAGUGGUCAACUGGUGGUUGAGUCUUGCUCCCCCGUUCCUCUCCUCUUCUGUCCCACCUUUUCAAUUGAAAACGUGUUGGGUUUUCUCUCUCCACACUUGCUCAACAAUGUCGCUUUAAAGACAAAUUCAUUUACUCACACAGGGUGGCCGGAGAGAUCUUUUCAAAUCUUUAGCAGAGAACAAAGAGAGAGAAAAAUCUUACUCUUUCAUCGAAAUCAUGGCGAACAUAACCGAUGUAGUGGUUUCCCCACUGGUGCAGGAGAUGCUAGAUAAAUUAGCCUCUCCUCUACUACGGGAAUUUGGAUCGGAAUGGGGCAUUGGAAGAAAUCUUCAGGGACUUUCCGAUGCGUUGGAGAGAAUCAGUGCAAUGCUUGGCUUUGCAGAGGAGGCGCAAAGAAAUGAUCGGUUGCUGAAGAUUGUUUUAAGAAAUCUCAGAGCUGCAGUUUAUUAUGCUGAUGAUGUGCUAGAUGAGCUAAGCUAUGAAGUCCUUAAAGCAAGGACCGAAAGAUUCCAUGGCAUACGGGGCAAACAGGUGCGCACUUUUUCCUUAUCUUGUUCAAGUAUCCAAAUUGUUCGUCCUGCUGAUGUUAAGGGUUUGAUAAAUGGAGUCAUGGAUGAAUUGGUUCUCAAUGAAAAGAAGCUGGAACUGUACUACUUAAAAUCAUCACCUGAAACUAAAUUGCAUCAAAUUCGAAGAAGGCCUCAAACUAAUUUGUUAAGAGGCGGGAGGCAAAUCAGCAGCUCUUUAGUUGAUGAAUCCUCUUUAUUGGGUCGGGCAGAUGAUCUAGAUUGUAUAAAAGAUUUUCUGUUGUCGGAUCAGUGUGAUCAAAGAGAGGUUCCUGUUAUUACCAUUGUUGGCAUGGCGGGAAUUGGUAAGACCACACUUGCCCAGCUUGCUUACAAUGAUCCACAAAUUAAAGAUGAUUUUGAUGUUAAAAUAUGGGUUUGUGUUCCUGAAGAUUUUGAUGUUGGAAGUUUAACUAGUGCAAUUCUGGAAAUACAGACAAGGAAAGCAUGUGAUCUCUACGAACUAGAGUCGCUCCAAUGUGAACUUCAAGAUAGAUUAAAAGGGAAGAGAUUUUUACUCGUUUUGGAUGAUGUUUGGAGUGUGAACCGCAACAAAUGGGAAUCCUUACGAGUUCCAUUUAGAGUCUCAAAGAUUGGAAGCAGAAUUUUGGUAACCAGUCGUAAUCAACGAGUUUCAACCAUCAUGGGGGCCACCAAAACUCUUACUUUGCAAGGUUUAUCAGAUAAAGAUUGCUGGUUGUUAUUCAAGAAAUGGGCAUUUAGUGAUGAAAACUACAACAAACAUCCAAGCUUGAUAGAAAUUGGUAAGAAAAUUGUUAAGAAGUGUAAUGGGUUACCUUUGGCGUUGAAGUCACUAGGAAGCCUUCUACGUAACAAGCUUGAUGAAUAUGAGUGGGAAUUCAUCCUUAAAAGUGACAUUUGGGACUUAGAAGGAGACGAUAUUUUGCCAGCUCUAAGCUUGAGUUAUCAUAAUUUACCAGCACAUUUGAAAUUAUGCUUUGUAUAUUGCUCUUUGUUUCCUAAAGGCUAUUCGUUCAGAAAGGAUGCAUUAGUUCUACUUUGGAUGGCAGAAGGAUUUGUUCCAUCUAAACAAGUUGAAAGAAUGGAAGACAUAGGCAACCAGUACUUUGAUGAUUUGUUGCAGAGAUCUUUCUUUCAAAAGGAAAAUACUCCUCAAUCACCACGAGAGACAUUUGUGAUGCAUGACCUCAUGCAUGAUUUAGCACAGUCAGUUUCAAGGGAGGUGUUCUGUAGAAUAGAGAGUGAUAAAUCAUGUGAAAUUGUGGAAAUGGCUCGCCACAUGUCUUUACUUAUUGAUGAUUUGGAUUCAACUAAUGAAGAAAUAUAUGGAUGUAAAAGGUUAUGCACAUUUUUAUUAAAAAUUCCGAACCCUUCUAUUGAGUAUAUUCGUGGACAGAUCCCCUUUCAUUUACUUGAAUACUUUAGAUGCUUGCGUGUGCUGGAUUUGAGUUUUUGUAAUGCUUUGAAGCUACCUGACUCUAUAGGCAAUUUGAAGCAUUUGCGAUAUCUUGAUCUCAGUUGUACUUAUAUAAAGGAGUUACCUCAAUCGGUGUGUAACCUUUUCAAUUUGCAAACAUUGAUUCUUAACAAUUGCAGAUUUCUUCUUGAGUUGCCAAAGAACUUGGGGAACUUAAUCAACCUCCAGCACAUCUUGAUGAACAAUGAAACUAAUUUGAUUGAUAUUCCAGUUGGUAUUGGAAGAUUGUGUUUACUUAAAACAUUGCCACGUUUUUGGGUGGGUCAGAAAGAUGGUUUUAAGGUUGGUGAACUUAAGGAGCUACGGAAUCUUCGAGGGAGACUAUAUAUUUUGGGACUGGAGAAUGUACCCAAUGUUUUUGAGGCCAUGGAAGCCAAUUUGAAGAAUAAGGAGAAACUUGACGAAUUAUACUUGCAGUGGGGUGAGGAAACUAGACAUCUAGGACAUGAGGGAGAUGAUGCAAUUCUUGAAGGCCUGCAACCUCAUUCAGCACUGAAGCAUCUUCAUAUCAAAGGUUAUGAUGGUUUGAUAUUUCCAAAUUGGAUGAUGGAAAUGGGCCGUUACAAUAAGCUUGUCACAUUGUCUCUAUCUUCUUGUAAAAAAUGCAAGGUCCUUCCUACUCUUUGGCAACUCCCUUCACUAGAAUCCCUUUGUAUAUACAGAAUGAAGGAAUUGAAUCAUUUGAGUGAAGAAUUCUAUGGGGAUGACAUGAAAGAUGGUGGCAAUAAGGGUUUUCAAAAGUUAAAGCACCUAGAGUUGAAAAACAUGAGUAAUUUAGCAGAAUGGUGUGGAUCACUAGAUGGUGAAUUUCCUUGCCUUGAAAAACUUGUGAUUAAAGAUUGUCCGAAAAUAAGGAACCUGCCCCCAUUUCUUCCUACUGUCAAAGAGUUAGAAAUAAGGCACUGUGAUGCUUUAACUUAUCUUCCGAGGCUUCCAUCCAUCCAAGACCUAAUAUUAGCCAAUUGUGAUGUGGGAAUAUUGAAUUUUGUGCUUCACUGCAGUUCCCUGACAUCUUUGGUAAUUUCUGGGUUUCAAAAUGCAAUAAAUUUGCCUCAAGCACUCUUUCGUCCUUUGGCAUCGACACUUCAAAGGCUUGAGAUUGAUAAUUUUUCUACGCUCUUGACAUUGGAAGAUGUUGGGUUACAAGAACUGGUAUUUGUCCAGGAUUUAGCAAUCAGUGGAUGUAAUAGUCUCACAUCUUUGCCCCAGGGACUGCACAAGCUCAUCUCUCUUGAACGGCUAAGAAUUAGUUGUUGUGAGCAACUUUUAUCGUUCCCACUAGUGGACAAUGGAGUGAAGCCCUUGGCCAUUAAAAGCUUAGAGAUACAUCUAUGUGAGAACUUCAGGUCCCUUCCCAGGGGACUGAAAGACCUAUCCUCCCUCCAAGAAUUAACAAUUUAUGAUUGUGAAAAGAUCACGUUCUUGCCUGAUGAGGGGCUUCCCACCAGCCUUCGCCGAUUAACUAUUACUAGAUGCCCUGAUCUGAACAUUCGUUGCCAAAAAGGAGGAGAAGACUGGCCUAAGAUAGCACACAUACCUGAUGUGAAUGUCCGGCGUUGGUAAUUAAUGACAAACAGAAGUCCAGAACGACCAAUGGAGUAUGUCCUGCUUUGAUGGUGACUCCGUGGAGUGUCUGGUUUAAUGAGCAAGAGCAGGUUCAAGGGGACUUCUGUCAUCAUGUCAAGCUUAGAGGCAAGGCCGGGGCAGCGACGGAGAUGGAGGAACUGAUGGCGGAGCCUUAAGAUUCUGGCAGUACUCCCUAAUGUCUGUCCCAACCUCUGUCCUCCUUUGCUCGGCAAACAUCUCCGAACCUUCGUUGUCCUCUCCUUGCUUAACCUAUAUGUUCUCUUCAGAGAAAUUAAGCCUUCAGAAACCCAUUUGAAAGUAGCCUGAAUGGAGAGCAACCUGAACCGCUGACGACAUUUAAUGCACACCUCUGGCUUCAUGAUGUGCUCGUCGUGUCUCCUGAUUCACAAAAAAUAUUCUCACGUUCCUCUACUGGAAUACAAAGGUUGUAGCAGAGUCCAUCAGAAGACCCUAAACAAGUGGCAAAUCCUUAUCAGGAGGUUAGCUAGAAAAUGGAAUGAUGGGUACAGUCCCAAGCUAUUAACGUUUAAUUACGAUGCCGAUAGUUAUGCCCGGAACUUCGAUGAGGGUUUAAGUUGUGAAGAACUAGAACCCACAACCAGCUGGAUGGGGCUUUUCAGGUGGAAAAUCACAAAUUUUCUCAUGAACCAAUUUGAAGAUCAUAAAAUGCUCUCAAGGUUCGUCAGCAAAUCCUUCCUGCUUACUUCUGACACGACGUUGAAAAUCCGUGUCAAGUUCCUUCGGUGCUUCCCUUUACCCUCCGCCGCUGGCCCGCUGCUAUCCCCUGUAAUGCAGGUUCGGGAGACCAGCAGACGGAUGCAGCCGAUCUGUGUUCGAGUUUGGCAGAGAUUGAAGUCAGUGAGGAUGAUGUGGCCAGAUUGUUGAAUGAAAACGUUUUCAGCCGGAUAGCUGCUGCAUUCUGAUUGUAGGGUUUAAACAGAGUAAAAGAGGUGGUACAAGGGAGAGAGAACCUUCUAGUGAACCUGAGGUUAAUAGGUUUGGGUGCAGUAUGAGCCUCUCUUCAUGGUUGAACUGUUUUCCUAUAGGUGGCAUUAUUCAUAAGCAAACAUCUUGGCCAAGAGACAAUUCCCAAAAACCUUAUUGUGCUGAUGGUGGAAGCUUUCCUGGCUGGGCUUAAGCUGUGGGUAUCCAACUGCACAGCCUGCCCAAUGAUGUAUCAGUGGCAUGGGACAAGGUUUUCUCAGGUGACUUUGUGAUGCAGUUAUAAAAGCAGGGAAAGUGUGGGAGAGCAGAUUGGUGAGAAAGGUUGGGGCUUGUGGAUGAAAUGAGAAUGCACAUCCAUUUCCCUCACUCUAUUUAAUGGGAGGAGAGAGCAUUUACAAUUUACGAAGAGAGAGCCGGGGAAUUUGCUGGUCAUGUCUGUGGAGCUGGCCAUGCCUAAUCCCUCUUUGAAGGGCUUGCUGGAACAGGUUGCCUCUGGUUUAAUAUGGUCUCAGUGGAAAGCUCCAAGUUUCCUGGCUUUGACCUUUAAUAAGGGGACAGAGGGAGGAGAUUUUCAGAUAAAUGCUUGUUAAACUAAGAAGGUCUGCAUCUGGGAAUUUAUGGCAGCCUAUCUCAUUUUCAACUUUGAGGACUAAUAGGAUUUCAAUCCUCAUCAACUAACUAUAGUUAGAACCGUAACUGCUUAUUCUAAUCUGCCAAGGGUUUCAACUUUCAAUUCCAACUGCUCAAGUAGAUCCAGAAAGGAAUGUGAGCAACAGCAGUUACAAUUGGUGCACUAACAACUUGAUUUUUUUGUGUAAAAUUACUGAUUUGAUCUCUUUUGCUGGGUUACUCUGCCAGUGUCUAUGUGCUGCUGGUCCCAAGCCUCUGGAUGGAGGAGGGUUGGUGCAUCAGGUUGACAACCAGCAUUGUAAAAACUUAGCUAAACCUUCUAGCAAUGCUUAUUUGGGUGGAGUUCAGUUGCA
This is a messenger RNA of Macadamia integrifolia, 5543 nucleotides long. Its product is annotated as putative disease resistance protein RGA1. The transcript is spliced from 7 exons. The record is from RefSeq and is a predicted model, not a curated record. Gene Ontology annotation, biological process: defense response to other organism. NCBI's taxonomy places the organism in Eukaryota, Viridiplantae, Streptophyta, Magnoliopsida, Proteales, Proteaceae. Bases 220 to 3591 code for a protein of 1123 amino acids. Gene Ontology annotation, molecular function: ADP binding; protein binding.